AUGCGUCGAGGUAACAUGGCAGACGACGACAGCACCUACUUCACCUAUCGACCACUUUCGAAUCUUCCCACACCUCCCCCAACAUGCAAGGAAUCCAAAUCGCCGUGCACAAUUGCUUCCAGCAGCUUAGAAGAUGGAGAGCCUCUCGAGGCGAAAUAUCGAGGACCAGCCAUCCACUUGGUAAACCUCAUUCCCUCGUCAGCUUCGUUGGCCAUGGCUUCUGUGCCCACUGUACAGGCAAUUCUAAGCCGUGCGGACUUGCCUAUCGAGACAGUUGCCCUCGCGGUAUGUAUUCUCGACAGCUUGGACAAGAAGUUUGCCCGGGCGUGGCGGCUCUCCUGUCCUUUGCUGCCCGGAGCAUUGGCCGCCUCGUCGACAAGCAAACGACAUACACUCCCUCCGACUCCGCUAUUGUACCAACACCAGCAGCACCAGAUGCUGCACAUCGACUCCGUGCCACCGGAGCUCAUCAUUCUUGCAGCGCUUGUCAUUGCUGUCAAGUUUAUUGAGGACCCUCAACAGCCAACCCAGUAUUAUUGCGAUGCCUGGGGACAUGGUACAUGGUCACACGACCAGCUCAAUGCUACCGAGCGAUGCAUUAUGGAGAGCCUCAACUAUCGAAUCAUGCCACUGUGCGACGAAGACUGUCUGUCCGAUGCCAUGGUAGACAUGCAGUUGGCCGGAAAGCAACUGGAUUGGGACACCCCCCCGCUCUCACCACCCGAUAGCCUUGCCAGUAGCAGCAGCAACGGCGACCGCAAUUUCGUCCUCGGCCACUGUCGAUCCAAGACCAUGAUGCCUCCAACGACGGCCCUGGGACUUGGCCUGUCUUUGACCCCUUCAGAGACUCCGUGCACCACGUCUCCCGAAGCCGUGACGACGCCACGAAGUGAAGCCCUUGGAACUCCCUACUUUUAG
Molecule: messenger RNA, 918 nt
Organism: Metarhizium acridum CQMa 102
Lineage: Eukaryota; Fungi; Ascomycota; Sordariomycetes; Hypocreales; Clavicipitaceae
Source: RefSeq, a predicted model, not a curated record